AUGGAUUGCCAACACCAAAAUAAUUCUUUUUUUCGUUCACCUAUCGAGGUUUCUAAAUAUCAUCAAUUAAAUUAUCAUCAAACACAAAUUGAACAAGAACGAUCCAAUUUCUCUAUGUUGUCAGAACCAUCUCUUCAAUUACCUUUUGUUCCACCAUUCUAUAAUAAAGAACAACAAUAUUCAUCUUAUUAUAAUCAACAUUCUUCGAAAGGUGAUUAUUAUCCAAUUAAGUCGCCUUUAUCUAAUAUACAAUAUAAAGAAAUAAUGAAUCCACAGGAUUCAUUUUCCUCUUCUUCUAUAUUACCUAUGUCAAUGCCGUCGUCAUCACCGUUAUCACAUUAUAAUCAACCACAAUUUUCACCAUCGGCAACCGAAUCACAAAGAAAAUAUAGAAAACCGGGACCCACUCCCCCUUUAACACCACCUCAUGAAUUUCGUUCAGUAAAACGAAAAAUUAGUUCUCCAUUAUUGAUAAAAAAAUCCGAUGGAGUCAUUGUUAACCUAUUGAAUGACGAUGACAACGAUAAUUUGUUAUCUCCUCCUUUAACAGAAAGUUCAGAUGAAGAUUUAUCCAACGAUGAACGGGAAAAAAAUUUUCCAUGUUUAAUGCCUGGUUGUACCUCAAAAUUUUCUCGACAGGAUAAUAUGAUGCAACAUUUUCGUACACAUUUAUCAUCAAAAAGUCGACGUGGUUCGAAAUCAAGUAUUCGAACAUUACCACUGCGAUCUGUCUGCAGCAACAUCAAUAAUAGCGGAAGUAGCAAUAGACCAACAAAACGUUUUCGAUAUAAUAACGUGACUCCAACAAUUGACACUUCAUUAUUACCUCGUAAUUCUGCAUUGACUCCUACGUUGACUCCUAUAUUACCACCAGUUAGAAUAAUUAACGAACAACAAGGAAUUGUAUUACCAUCAAUUCAUACUUUAAAUCAUCCUCCUUCAAAAUAG
Messenger RNA from Diversispora eburnea, 948 nucleotides. The record is from the annotation of a GenBank genome assembly. Lineage: Eukaryota; Fungi; Glomeromycota; Glomeromycetes; Diversisporales; Diversisporaceae.